This is a messenger RNA of Cololabis saira (Pacific saury), 3855 nucleotides long. RefSeq names its product inflammation and lipid regulator with UBA-like and NBR1-like domains (gene ilrun). The record is from RefSeq and is a predicted model, not a curated record. Lineage: Eukaryota; Metazoa; Chordata; Actinopteri; Beloniformes; Belonidae. The coding region runs from base 87 to 938 and encodes 283 amino acids. Gene Ontology annotation, biological process: macroautophagy. Gene Ontology annotation, cellular component: phagophore assembly site. Gene Ontology annotation, molecular function: ubiquitin binding. The transcript has 5 exons.
CUGGCGGUGUUGUUGUUAUGGCUGGAAACGGCCUCGCACUGCUCUGAGAGGGGACAGAGGAGCCCACGCACGACCCCCGGCCAGCCAUGGAGGCCGCCGACAUGGACGUGGACGCGGAGCUCAUGCAGAAGUUCAGCUGCAUGGGCACCACGGACAAGGACGUGCUCAUCUCCGAGUUCCAGCGGCUGCUCGGCUUCCAGCUCAACCCCGCAGGCUGCGCCUUCUUCCUGGACAUGACCAACUGGAAUCUGCAGGCUGCUAUUGGUGCGUAUUAUGACUUUGAAAGCCCCAGUGUCAAAACCCCAUCCAUGUCCUUCGUCGAAGAUGUGACAAUCGGGGAAGGAGAGUCGGUCCCUCCAGACACAUUGUUCACAAAGACGUGGAGGAUACAAAACACAGGUGCAGAGUCGUGGCCGCCUGGGGUUUGUCUCAAAUACAUCGGCGGGGAUCAGUUUGGGCAUGUAAACACAGCUAUGGUGAAGUCGUUAGACCCCCAGGAAAUGACAGAUGUGAGUGUGCAGAUGCGAAGUCCCACGAAUCCCGGUAUGUACCAGGGCCAGUGGAGGAUGUGUACAUCCAACGGACUGUUCUACGGAGAUGUAAUCUGGGUGAUUCUUAGCGUCGAAGUCGGAGGUCUCCUCGGCGUGACUCAACAGCUUUCUUCAUUCGAGACGGAAUUUAACACGCAACCCCAACGCAAUAUCCAGGGAGACUUCAAUCCCUUCGCCUCACCUCAGAAGAACAAGCACGAUGCCACUGACGACACCAUCAGAGGUCCUGGCGGAGCCUGGGAACGCACGCAAGAGGCAAUCCAGGAGGACCAGAACGGACUGUCCCACAAUGCUGUAAAUAGGCCGUCGAAUGGUCUCCAAACCAAUCUUUCCAUGGUGACUUACGGCCAGGGUAUUCACGGUCCCUAUCCGUUUGGGAAGAGUUAGAAUGACAGAAACUCCCCACCUCCUCAUGGUGAAUGAUGAGCUCAACACCCUUGGAGUCCUUAAAUGCAGCAGAGUUGGAGGGAGGGGAAGAACACUUGUUUUCUAUUGACUUACGACAACGCUCUCUUCCCAAAACCCACGGCCCUUUUUCCACAGAAACACAGCUGACUGAGGUGAUGGAUCACAUCUGCUACAGUGAAACAUCAACGCCCGGAUUUGAAUGUGUGAAUGCUUUAUUGAAGAGUCUGAACCCCUAAAGAUGGAUACACAACUAUCUUUCAUUUCAACUGUAAAACAUCCUGAAUUAAAUAGAAAAUCCCCCUAAGCCAUCUUUAUACAGUUGGGUAUCCCCAUGUCCAUCUGAAAACGGUCUCUUAUUGGGGUUCCUGCCCAGGUUUUUGCUUAUUUUGAGAAUCGGAGAGUAUAGUUCAGAUCUUUGAACUCGUCAUAUAUUGUUCCAAGUCUUAAGAAGUGAUUUAUUUUUUUCUUUUAAACUCAAAUUGAGCCAAAUUAUCCACCACAGCAUUUUUCGUAACGAUAUUCUGGCGAAGUGCUUUUAGACGACUGCCUUACAUGAUGAGAUUUGUGAUAACAAGAUAAUUUCUUAGUUUGUCCCGUCACGAUGUCGUCGGAGUAAUCCGGGCACCCAUGUUAAAAAUUCUCACCGUCACAUCCUGUGAGUGUACAAACACUGCACAGGUAACUACAACCAUUGAAGCUGACUUUUAUCAGCUGGUGUUGUCUGGCUUUGGCUUCAUUUAAGUUUCCCUCUUUGGAUCGUUCUUUGAUUAAACAGUUAAUGCUGGACUGCAGCUUUCACGCUUCCAGGUCCUCCAGUAACUUUAUACAGAGCUGGAGCCCCUCAUUGGCUCUUAAUUUGCAGAUCUUGAUUGUGUUUCAGUUAUAAAUACUGGGUGCCAAAUAUUCAACACUGGACAUAUUUUUAGCGUCAAUAAUUUUUUGUAUAAUUCAGAAGAAGAGAACUUGCGGUCGGGAUGAGUUAGACCACCAGUAUUCACUCUGGAAAUGCGGAUUGGGAUUUUUCUUGAGACCGAGUUGCUGAGCCAAAUCCAGAAACACUUACGAACUGAAGGAUAUUGUUUUGUUGUUUUUUUUUUUUUUUAAAUAAUACUUGCACAAAUAUAUAAAGGAUGGCUGUUUGUGACAGGAAUUUAAUUAGAUUAUUUGUCUUUUUGAGGAAUAAAGAUUAGUAAAAAGAGAAACAUUUUUAAUCACAAACUGAUUUUAUACUAAGAAAUCCACCAUCUUGAUGUAUGAAUAUCAUUUCAGGUGAGGUAUAAAAGUCAAGGCCAAUGUAACGGUUGUAACCCCGUUUCUCUCACAGAUGAAAUCCAUGAAUCAUGACACUAAUUUGUGCCGGUUGUCCUGAAGCUUCCCACUCUGCAGGCGCCUCGUUCAGACUGCAUGGGACGAAGUGUGUGUUUUUUUUAGGGUGGGUUUUCGCUUUAAAUAGAUGCUGAAGGGUUGUGAAUGAGUUUGAGCAAGUGAGGUUUGAAGAAGGGUUGAAAAAGCCAUCUAAAUCUAUUUUGCCUGGUGAGUGACUGUGGUUUCUGAGUCCGUGUCUACAGUAUGUGUACUGAAUAUAAACAUGCGUGCGUGUGUAUGUCGAUGCUUUCUCUAUGGAUUUAACUGACAUGAAAUGGUGUAUACUACUUGGGUAAAAGGUGACUUGACAUAUAAACGUCAUUAUUGAGAGAGCUUUAAUAGAUCUGUACCUCAAAAGUAUUUCUUUCUUUUUUUUUUUAAAUGAUUUUUGCACCAUUUGGAUGAAUUGAUUUAUCGUCUACCCUGAUGUUAUUUAUUUGAUGUCUUUUUGUCUACUGCAGAUUAAAAAUAUCCCGUGUGCAGCCAGUAGGUGGUGCUAAAAAUUAGAUAACUAACUGAACAUUUUCACGACUUGGAUCCCGGUAAAAAGAAGCUGUAAAUUGUAUUUUGAAGGUGGUAAAUCAUCUGAGAUCUACCAGUUUGUAUCAGUGUUGGCAGCACUGGUGUUCAGGUAACUGCUAUUUGCACUAUGUUGUCCACCACCUCUGAUGAGCUGAAGAAGAGGGUUUUUAUUUUUCUGGCAUUGGGGGAUUGUUACACACCAGCAUUUUCCAAAACUCUCUGUUGGUUAUUCUUGAUGGUUUCAGCAUCUGAACUUAAAUAUGUAUUGCUAAAACACCAGUUUGAUGACUCAGCAAUGAAAAUGAAGAUCCGUUUAGCUAUUUUGUUUACGUGAAUGAUGCCUCCUGUCACACAUAAUGUUUUACUUAAGCUUUAUGUUCAUUAUGUGUGUGACUUUCUUUCUUUUUUUUUUUUCUUCAUGUAUUUUUGGCUCAAAAAUAAAAUGGACAAAAGUUGCUAGAACUCAAAAAUAGUACCAUAUUUUUUUUCUGGAUUAUACUAACAUGACCAAGUUCUUAUUUCAUGUUUAAUCUUUCUCUAAGUUAUGAACAUCUAAAUUCCAUUUAUUAAAAUCUGAAGUCAGUUUACUGCCAUUUCAUUUUAUUUUCAUUUUUAAAAGUCACCAGCAUUUAUGUUUGUUGCUUUGCAGCUCUCUUCAGUUCGUCUUCAGUCAUUUCCUCCCAAACAGUAUGCACUAGUCUCCAUUGCCUCUUCCAGUCACAACAGUCUUUUACUUUUUAUUUUGUGUGCAUUCCUCUUCUGGGAUCGCUGGUCGUAUGAGUGUGAGAUGUUGAGUGUAAAUAUUGCUGGAUUUUAUUAAAUUUUUUUUCUUUAGUUUUAGUUUGUGACUAUGUAUGGACAAGAGGAUGGGUGGUAUGUUGAGUGGAUGAGAUGAAAGUUUACAUAGUCCUAAGAUAGCACAUUUAUCUGAAGAGAAAUUGUCAAAAUGAAGCUUCUUUUUCUGUCUCUAUAGUUGAGCAUUUUUAUGAUUAAAUUAACACUGAAACGA